This is a messenger RNA of Chanos chanos (milkfish), 453 nucleotides long. It is a transcript of the gene ost4, whose product is annotated as oligosaccharyltransferase complex subunit 4 (non-catalytic). The coding region runs from base 104 to 217 and encodes 37 amino acids. The record is from RefSeq and is a predicted model, not a curated record. Lineage: Eukaryota; Metazoa; Chordata; Actinopteri; Gonorynchiformes; Chanidae. Gene Ontology annotation, cellular component: oligosaccharyltransferase complex. The transcript has 3 exons.
AGCAUCCAUUUAAGUGACGUGGCCCAGUGUACAGUCGCGCUAAGGAGGAAGACGGAGGUGUGCAUUCUCGUUGCUAAUACGAAAAACAGCAUCAAAUUUAACCAUGGUGACCGAUGUUCAGCUGGCGAUAUUUGCGAACAUGCUCGGCGUCUCGCUCUUCCUGUUGGUGGUGCUGUAUCACUACGUGGCUGUCAACAACCCCAAAAAACAUGAUUAACAUCUCCUGACCAGUCAAACGGCCGAUAAUGGGGACAGCAGGCCUUGCAGACGAGUGUGAAUGCGCGCCGAUGAACGAGACCAAGAUGGGGACAGGCCGGCCUGUAAAUUUGACCUUUUCUGCCCAAAACAGAUAUAUAAUGUAAAUAAACGUAAAACUAUUUCAUUCGCUGACUAGUUCUUAUGCCUGUGUUCGUUUAAAAAAAGAAAGAGAGAUGCAAUAAUAAAUUGUUCAAC